AUUCACUCCUAUGCGAAGAUGGCGUCCGGCAGCGGGACAAAAAACUUGGACUUUCGCCGAAAGUGGGACAAAGAUGAAUACGAGAAACUCGCGGAGAAGAGACUCACGGAAGAGAGAGAAAAGAAGGAUGGAAAACCAGUGCAGCCAGUCAAGCGGGAGCUUUUGCGACACAGAGACUAUAAAGUGGACUUGGAAUCCAAGCUUGGGAAGACAAUUGUCAUUACCAAGACAACCCCACAGUCUGAGAUGGGAGGAUAUUACUGCAAUGUUUGUGACUGUGUGGUGAAAGAUUCCAUCAACUUCCUGGAUCAUAUUAAUGGAAAGAAACGUAAGGAAGAAAAGGCUAAAGCAUACAAGAAAGAGAAGCAGAAGGAGAAGAAAAGGAGAGCGGAGGAGGACUUGACAUUUGAGGAGGAUGAUGAGAUGGCAGCUGUGAUGGGCUUCUCUGGCUUUGGUUCCACCAAGAAGAGUUACUGAGCCUUUCUGUGACGGGCCUAAUUUUGGCCUAUGCUGGACCUAACUGUGUGUGUGUAUGUUAGGGGGUGGGGUCAUUCCUUUUGGAUACUGGGGAAAGUCCUUUAGAGUGUUAAUGGCAGGACUAGAGGGUGGGUGUUUGUGGUUUCCCUCUACCUUAGGGGAGGGCACAGGAUACAGAGGUAAUGCUGCUGUGCAUUCCUUGUACGUUAGUUUGUCACCGGAGUUACAAGACCUCUUCCCAUCUGAGUUCCUGAUAAAUGAAGACAUCUCCAUCAGAGGCUGCUCUCCAGAAACUUCCCCUGCAUCUUUCCCUCUUCAUCUAUCCAACCUCUUGUCUGAGCAUCCCAGUUUUUUCCUAUGUUCUGCCUUUGUUUAAAUUUUAACUCUUGUUAGCCUGUAACAGAAGGGAUCUGAUCAGAUCCUCCUUUUGCCAUUCUUCUCUAUGGUUCUUUGCCACCUGUGCAUGCAUGUGUACUUCUGCCUGGGUCAGUGGUGUGUGUGGAAAUGUGUGCAUGAAUUUGUCACAAAGAGGGGGCCUGAGCUGGAAUCUCAGAGCAUUGCUGCCCUGGGGCCUGAUGUUCUCGGUUUCCUCAGCGCAUGUAACAGGCAAUUAAAUGGGAUGAGUGGUGUGGUUUGUGUCUGGUGAGUUUUUUAACAUUGUUCUUUUGAUGUGGGCUGUUUCAGCUUUUCCUGUUUGUUUAACUUUACUGAGGAUUUUUCUGUUUUGUCUUCCUUGUGAGCAGGCUCUUGGAAGACCUGUUUGAUGCAAAGGAAGAAAAAAAAAGAAAUGAAACAACAAAACAAUACAACCCUCCCCCACACACACCCCAAAAAACCCCCCAAAAAACCAAACAAGCUUGCUAUGGGAAUCCUUGGGUCUCAGAGGUAUACAACAUAAUAAAUGACAGACUGGGCCUGUUUUACAUUUGA
Messenger RNA from Dipodomys ordii (Ord's kangaroo rat), 1407 nucleotides. RefSeq names its product zinc finger, matrin-type 2 (gene Zmat2). Gene Ontology annotation, molecular function: nucleic acid binding; zinc ion binding. The coding region runs from base 19 to 477 and encodes 152 amino acids. Gene Ontology annotation, cellular component: U4/U6 x U5 tri-snRNP complex; spliceosomal complex. The record is from RefSeq and is a predicted model, not a curated record. The transcript is spliced from 5 exons. Gene Ontology annotation, biological process: mRNA splicing, via spliceosome. NCBI's taxonomy places the organism in Eukaryota, Metazoa, Chordata, Mammalia, Rodentia, Heteromyidae.